CUACCGUACUUAGUUUUCUAUAAAACCUGUCCGAGCUCACUUUGGCGAUGCAAUCGAAAGCAGACAAAGCUGUGUACGGACGAGUUGCUCAGAUUCGUCUAUGUUCGAGAUGAAGAACUUUUUAGUCUUGGUAGUAAUUCUCGCUCUUGUGAGUUGCGUCCUAAACCGCCCCAUUCGUCGACAGCGAGGUCGUGGAAAGAAGAAUAUGAUGAAUUGGGUAAAGAAAUACAUGAAUAAGUAUGGCUACCUCAAUUCAAGUGAAAUGGCCUUGGUAAAAGAUGAAAAUUCUCCCAUGUUUAAAAAAGCAAUGAUGAGGCUCCAACGAUUUGGACAUGUUCCAAUGACAGGAAAUAUCGAUACAGAAACAAUGAAGUUACUCAACAAGUCAAGAUGUGGAGUGCAGGACCCAGACCUAACAGGAAUAACUAAAAGAAAUGUGGGAGAAUUCAAUUUGCAGGGAAGCAUUUGGAGGAAGAAGGAUCUGACCUAUAGAAUCGACAAUUUCGCAAACGACCCAAUACCUCCAGAGACACAGAGACAGAUAUUCCGUAAAGCUUUAGACUUGUGGCAAUCUGCUUCAACAUUACGAUUCACAGAGGUACCGAAAUCGGAUGAUGCGGACAUCAUUAUAAGUUACGACAUCAGGGAUCAUGGCGACGGAUUCCCAUUUGACGGACCUGGUGGGACACUGGCUCAUGCAUUCUUCCCAUCCAACAAUCGAGGUCUAUCUGGUGACGCGCACUUUGAUGACGAUGAAGUCUUCACCACAGGGACACCUCGAGGCAUCAACCUCGACUGGGUAGCUGUUCACGAGUUUGGGCACAGUCUGGGUCUGGCUCAUUCAGACGUACGGGAAGCUAUUAUGUAUCCAUUUUACACGGGUUAUGUCCCGGAUAUUCAGCUCAACAGAGACGAUGUUUUGGGUAUUCAGGAAUUGUAUGGAGCUCCAAUAGUGGCCACAACGCAAACGCCAACCACCACAGAAUCCCCAUCUACAACGGAAUCACCAACCUCCACAGGGACCUCCACAGGGAUACCAACAACAACAGAACAGUCAACUACCACCGAGCCACCAGUUACUUCAGAGCUACCUACUACCACAGAGUUGCCAAUAACUACAGGAUCCACAAGUACCACAGAAAUACCAAUUACCACAAAACAACCUCAACACCCUGCAUGCUUACCAGGAACUCGCUACGACGCUGUGUUUAGUGGUGACAAAUUGACGUAUUUCUUUUCAGGAAAUCAGUUUUGGACAGUUAACAACUCAUUAGAGAAAAGUGAUCCUUACAAAAUCACAGACUUCUGGAGUGAUGUUCAAUGUCCAUUGGAUGCAGCUUUUCGCAAUGAAAACGGGAAUAUUGUAUUUUUCAAAGGAGGAAGAUACUGGGAGUACAGAGACAACAAUGUCCUUCUCACUACCGGAUUGAUUCGCAGGCGGUACAGAUUGCGUCGUUUCGCACGCAACAUGGACGCGGCUUUCACCUCCAGAAAUGUGACCCAUUUUAUCAGAGGGUCAAAAUACUGGCGCCUCAGUAGUAACCGAAAUAGAUGGAAUUCCCCGAGGACUAUUAGGUCACGACGAUUGCGAAAUGCUGACGCAGCAACGACUUGGAUCAACAACAACAGAAUUUACGUCUUCAAGGGAGACUCUUACUACAGGCUCGGAAAAGUGAACAGAGGCGAGCGGUAUCCUCAAUCAAUAGCAACCAGGUGGAUGAGGUGUGAUGGAGGUGUUGGUACGACUGAACCUUAAGAAGAAGGCCACAAUAAUGAGUGGCCACAAUAAUGCUCCGUAAAGAAUAAUCGUGGAUUGUCGUAUAGAAAAGCCUCUUUGAUCAGUAAACACUCAGUAACGGGUCCUCAGUACAUGGCGCGUCACUUUCGCUCAAUUAGAUUUAGCUCGCUAAUCCUUUAAAUCUUAAGAACGCAUGAUUAUCUAACGGUUUAUUCUCAGAAUAUUAUGAGGGCAACGUCCAGCUUCUUUCGCGAAUAUAAAUGCAAUAUCCAGCGAACCUACGAUGGAAAUAAGCCACGUCAUAAGUUGAGUAUCUUUGACAACAAGAAAGGAGUAUUACUGACAUAAAAUUGACAAUUGUAUCGUAGUCAAAUGACAAAUAAAAUGACAACAAGCAGUCAUUUUUAGAUAA
Pocillopora verrucosa is the source of this 2150-nucleotide messenger RNA. Its product is annotated as stromelysin-1-like. Gene Ontology annotation, cellular component: extracellular matrix. Gene Ontology annotation, biological process: collagen catabolic process; extracellular matrix organization; proteolysis. The record is from RefSeq and is a predicted model, not a curated record. Gene Ontology annotation, molecular function: metalloendopeptidase activity; zinc ion binding. Lineage: Eukaryota; Metazoa; Cnidaria; Anthozoa; Scleractinia; Pocilloporidae.